Caenorhabditis auriculariae is the source of this 543-nucleotide messenger RNA. The record is from the annotation of a GenBank genome assembly. NCBI's taxonomy places the organism in Eukaryota, Metazoa, Nematoda, Chromadorea, Rhabditida, Rhabditidae.
AUGAGCUACUACAACCGUCGUCGUUCUCGCUCAUACAGCUCAGACUCCUCAUCAUCAAGCUCCAGCUCAGGCUCGAGGUCGAACCGGCUGCCAAUCCGUGCCGUUGCCGUCGCGCCAACGUAUGCAGUUCAAGCGACUCCGUUGGGUCCAUUCGCCCAACCCGUACCUGUUAACAACUUCUCGGCUGUCGGUGGCGGAGUUCAAGCGUUUCCGCCUCAGAUUCCUCCACAACAAUACCAAGGUUCUAAUUACGGUAUCAAUCAACAGCCAGGAUAUGGUCGGCCACCUAUCGGAAGCGGCGUGCAAGCCAACGUCCAGCCACCUUACCCAACUUCGCAGAACUUCAAUCAGCAGUACCCUCCUCAAGGCUACAACAUCAAUCAACAAGCAGGCUACGGAGUAGGACAGCCUCCAGUCGGCUCUGGAGUGGGAGCUGGUUUUCAACAGCCGUACCAGAACUCUGGAAAUCCCUAUGGAAAUAAUCCUCAGAUGCCGUAUGGUCAAGGAAACCAAUAUCCUUACAAUCCCAAUUUUCCCAGAUAA